Messenger RNA from Aspergillus heteromorphus CBS 117.55, 2210 nucleotides. RefSeq names its product L-ascorbate oxidase. The transcript is spliced from 3 exons. The coding region runs from base 1 to 1974 and encodes 657 amino acids. Gene Ontology annotation, molecular function: oxidoreductase activity; copper ion binding. The record is from RefSeq and is a predicted model, not a curated record. Lineage: Eukaryota; Fungi; Ascomycota; Eurotiomycetes; Eurotiales; Aspergillaceae.
AUGAAAUUGUCUCACACCGGGCUGGUCCUGCCAGCCCUCACCUGUCUCUUCCAAUGGGUCGAUGGACGCGUGGUGGACUUCACCCUCGACCUGACAUGGGAGGAUCGCCCUGUCGCCGGCACCAUGCGGAAGACCAUCCUCACCAACGGUCAAUUCCCCGGCCCGCCUCUGCGCGUCAAGCAGGGCGACCAGGUCAGGAUCCUGGUCAACAAUGCCAUGCCCUUCCAGACCACCAUGCACUGGCACGGUAUCGCCCAGUACGGCACCCCGUGGUCUGACGGCGUGCCGGGUCUCACGCAGACGCUCAUCGAGCCGGGCGAUUCAUUCCUGUACGAGUGGGAGGCGCUGGACUACGGCUCCUAUGCCUACCACUCCCACACCAGAGCCCAAAUCGACGACGGUCAAUUCGGAGCCAUCUAUGUCGAGCCGGACGAGUCGGUCCCCAGGCCGUUCCAUCUGAUCAGCAACCGCACGGCUGAUCUGCGGGCUUUGCUGCAAGCCGAGAAGAACACCCAGCCUCUCAUCAUCUCCGACUGGCGGUACUUCACUGCGGAACAGACCCUGGAAAUCGAAGAGGCCUCCGGCGUGCAGGCAUACUGCGCCAAUUCGGUUCUCCUCAACGGCAAAGGCUCCAUCCUGUGUCCCCCGCAAGAGCAUAUCAAUGAGCUCACUCGAUCAGGGGAGAAGGGGGUGCUUGGGAAUCAAACCAUGUCUGAUAUGGGCUGCAUGCCACCUCUUGCUGCUCGACUGGGCUUCUUCCCCUUCGACGCCAGCAAGAUCCCCGACGGCUACUACCAGGGCUGCAAACCCAGCACCGGGCCAACGGAAGUCCUGCACGUCGACCCCCAGACCCAGUACGUCAGCUACGAUCUGAUCAGCUUGGCGGGCACAUCCAACCUGGUAUUCUCGAUCGACGAGCACCCGAUGAUCGUCUACGCCAUCGACGGCCGCUACGUCGAGCCCCUCGAAACCAAGGCGAUCAACGCCUUCGUCGGAUCGCGAUACUCGGUCAUGGUGAAGUUGGACCAGCCCGUGGGGCAAUACACCCUGCGCGCGGCCAACAAAUACGCCAACCAGAUCAUCAACGGCACGGGCGUGAUGGCCUACCGCGGCUCGACGCCCGCCCAAUUCAACACCUCGCAGCCCUAUAUCAACGAGGUCGGCACGGCCUUCGACCGCAACGCCACCGACACUGUCCUGGACGAAUCCAAAGUCAUCCCUUUUCUCCCCGAACCCCCCGCCCUGGUCCCCGACCAGACCGUCAUCGUCAACGUCAGCCUCUUCAACUCGUCCUUCCGCUGGGUCAUGGGCGGUGCCAACUACCCCAUGUCAAACGAGGACAUCACCCCGCCGGUACUCUUCAACACCAGCGCGCUGCCGUCCGAGAACAUCGUCCAAACCCUCAACAACACCUGGGUCGAUCUGAUCCUCAACAUCUCCACCCCGGGCCAGCCCCAACACCCGAUCCACAAACACUCCAACAAAUUCUACGUCAUCGGCCAAGGAAACACCCCCUGGACCUACUCCUCCGUCGCCGAGGCCAUGGAAUACAUCCCCGAGAGCUUCAACCUCCGCAACCCCCAGAUCAGAGAUACCUUCCAGUCGCCCCCCUCCACGGCGAGUCUGGGCUGGCUGGCCCUGCGGUACCACGUCGUCAACCCCGGCCCGUUCUUCAUCCAUUGCCAUCUGUCCAUGCACGAGAGCGGCGGGCUGGCGAUGGUUCUGAUGGACGGCGUCGACAAGUGGCCCAAGUUGACCCCGGGGCAUACGUUGUUGCCCACUGUCGCGGAUACCUCGAUCCCGCAUCGCCCUAUUCGGCAUAAUAAUGUCUCGACCCCGUUUUCGAAUUCCACCACCGGGCCGUAUUGCAACUCCACCAGACCGAACUGGAGCACGAGCACAGAUACGGGCCCGAAUCCAACACAAUUAUAUCCCACCUCCCUCUCCACUGCGACGGGGACCGCGAGCACAUGAUGGUGAUGUGGUCCAAGGAGUGAAUGAAUGGAAUGGGUGCAUGGAAUUUGGUGCCGGUCCACCAACCCAACAACCAUCCAUCCAACCAUCCAACCAUCCAACCAGCAAAUGUGCAAUCUUGUCUACAUCUGACUGGUCGACCCUGACCCGACUCUAAUAAUCAUGUAUACCACUUGACACGUUAUUAUUUUUUUUUUUCUUUAUGACAUUAGACGCGUGGACUUGCGGGCGUUUUU